AUGGAGAACCAGAACAAUAACAAUCGGAUGUAUCUCAACUUUGGGAACAAUGAUCGCCAGAAUCCACCGAAUGAUCGCGCGAACUACCCAACGACACCCUCGACCUUCCCACAACCCGUCUUUCCCCCGCAUUCUGGCCAGUCCGGUGGCCUUCAGCCUUCUCAGCAGGCCUACCAGACAGGCUACGCCCCCCAGGGUUACUUCAUGCACAACCAGUAUCCCGCGAACUACCCCGCCCAGCCUCAAGGGAACGAUUUUGCUGCGGUGAAUGUUUACCAGCAGAGGUCCAACACUCCGGGGACAAAUGAUCCGAACACCGGUCUCGCCCAUCAGUUCUCUCAUCAGAACCUCGGCGGCGCCGCCCGAGCCCAGGCCUAUAACACCAGGGGUCCCUCUCCCGCCCAACGUCCCCGAACUGCUGGCGCCCCGGGACAGUCCUCGGGCUACGCUAGCUACCCAAGUGCGCCCAUGCCUUCUUCCGCGCCGGUUCCUCCGGAGGAUCUCUUCGCCCGUGCGCCUGAGCGGAAUCCCGACAGGUAUGGCUCCAAUGCCAACAACAACCAGGUCAAGUGCUCCAAGCUGGCGGCCGACUUCUUCAAGGACAGCGUACGCCGGGCACGCGAGAGGAACCAGAGGCAAAGCGAAAUGGAGGCCAAGCUCCAGGAACCCAAUCAGUCGCCAUCCAGACGAGAGCAGAUUUGGUCGACAGCGGGCCGAAAGGAGGGCCAGUACCUGCGUUUCCUCCGAACCAAGGACCGGCCGGAAAACUACAAGACCAUCAAGAUCAUCGGCAAGGGCGCCUUCGGCGAAGUCAAGCUCGUCCAGAAGAAACAGGACGGCAAGGUCUAUGCCAUGAAGUCUCUCAUCAAGACCGAGAUGUUCAAGAGAGACCAACUCGCCCACGUCCGGUCCGAGCGUGAUAUUCUCGCCGAAUCUGACAGCCCCUGGGUCGUCAAGCUGUACACAACCUUCCAGGAUACGUACUUCCUCUACAUGUUGAUGGAAUUCUUACCGGGCGGCGACUUGAUGACCAUGCUCAUCAAAUAUGAGAUCUUCUCGGAGGACAUUACCCGCUUUUACAUCGCAGAAAUCGUACUCGCCAUCGAGGCUGUCCACAAGUUGGGGUUCAUCCAUCGCGAUAUCAAACCGGACAAUAUUCUCCUUGACCGCGGCGGCCAUGUCAAGCUCACCGACUUUGGUCUUUCCACCGGCUUCCAACGCCUGCAUGACAACACCUACUAUCAGCAGCUCAUGCAAGGAAGGUCGAACCGCCCCAGGGACCGGAACUCGGUGGCUAUAGACCAAAUCAACCUCACUGUCAGCAACCGCUCGCAGAUCAACGACUGGCGACGGUCAAGGCGUCUCAUGGCCUAUUCGACCGUCGGAACACCGGACUAUAUCGCCCCCGAAAUCUUCACUGGCCAGGGCUACACCUACGACUGCGAUUGGUGGUCCCUCGGAACCAUCAUGUUCGAGUGUCUUGUUGGGUGGCCCCCUUUCUGUGCCGAAGACAGCCACGACACGUACCGGAAGAUUGUGAACUGGCGCCACACUCUUUAUUUCCCUGACGACAUCACACUGGGUGUAGAGGCAGAGAACCUGAUCCGAAGCCUCGUUUGCAACACCGAGAACCGACUGGGUCGCGGCGGCGCCCAUGAGAUCAAAGCGCACUCUUUCUUCCGAGGCGUCGAUUUUGAUAGUCUCCGCAGAAUCCGGGCACCGUUCGAGCCCCGCCUCACUUCCAACAUUGACACCACCUACUUCCCCAUAGAUGAGAUCGACCAAACCGAUAAUGCUACUCUGCUCAAGGCUCAGGCGGCCCAGGCUCGCCAGGGCGGCCAGCCCAUAGAGGAGACGCCGGAAAUGAGCCUACCCUUCAUUGGCUACACCUUUAAGAGGUUUGACAACAACUUCCGAUAA
Sodiomyces alkalinus F11 is the source of this 1920-nucleotide messenger RNA. Its product is annotated as kinase-like protein. Gene Ontology annotation, biological process: peptidyl-serine phosphorylation; intracellular signal transduction. The transcript has 4 exons. Gene Ontology annotation, molecular function: ATP binding; protein serine/threonine kinase activity. The record is from RefSeq and is a predicted model, not a curated record. The coding region runs from base 1 to 1920 and encodes 639 amino acids. Lineage: Eukaryota; Fungi; Ascomycota; Sordariomycetes; Glomerellales; Plectosphaerellaceae.